GCCUGUUUGCAUACCAGCACGCUCAACUGACCCUCAGAGCCGAGCCAAAUCCUACGCUUAUAUUGUGAGAAGCAGCCAGGGAGUUGGUGUGUUCUCUGUGAUCAAGGACCUACAACUCAGGGAAAUAUGAGUACCAUUUUACAUGUUUCGUUUGUGAUCGUUGUGGUUGUAUCCUCAUGCAAUGGAGAAACGAAAACUCAAUGGCAAGAGAAAGCCCAGGCAGAGCUGAAGGCAGCAUUGAAGGUGGUUCCAAACCUCAACGUUGCCAAGAACGCUAUCUUGUUCAUCGGGGAUGGGAUGGGACUGCCCUCAGUCACAGCGGGCCGGAUUCUGAAGGCUCAGGAAACUAACCGGAGAGGUCAGCAACCUCUCUUCAGUUUCGAGCAAUUCCCAUCGCUUGGCCUGUCCAAGACGUACAACAACGACCGGCAGACCUCCGGUUCUGCCAGUACCGGCACCGCCUAUCUGACAGGAGUCAAGGCCAACUAUGGCACUGUCGGGGUAUCUCCUGCAGUCAAAAGGAAGGACUGUGCGGCUUCCAAAACAGAGGAAGGAAAGCUGUCUUCCAUUCACAAAUGGUCCUUGAAAGAAGGGAAAUCUGUUGGCUUCGUGACGACAGCCCGGGUGACACACGCCUCCCCAGCGGCCGGAUACGCCAACUCCGCCGACAGGAACUGGGAGGGCACGACUGAAGUUCCAACAGGUUGCAAGGACAUAGCGGCGCAGCUCUUCGACAACGUUGAUUUCAGUGUUAUCAUGGGUGGAGGCCGCCGCUAUAUCCUGAUGGACAACCAGACCGACCCGGAAACUAAUUCCAAGCACAGCAAACAGAGGACUGAUGGGAGGGACCUCAUUAAGGAAUGGAAGGAGAAGAACAUGAAGGCUGGGAAGAAGGCGGAGUAUGUGUACAACAAGGGCCAGUUUGACGCCGUCAACACAGCCACCACAGAUUCUCUUCUUGGUUUAUUUGCCCCGAGCCAUAUGUCAUACGAUCUUGAGAGGGACAAAACCGAUGCAGGGGAACCGUCGCUGGCGGAGAUGACAAGAAAGGCCAUCCAGAUUCUCAAGAAGAACGACAAGGGCUUCUUUUUGUUUGUGGAAGGUGCGCGUAUUGAUCACGGUCACCAUAACAACUCGGCCAAGAGGGCUCUGUAUGACGUUCUGUCUCUGGAUGAUGCCGUUGCUGCUGCUGUGACGGAGACUGAUGAAAAGGACACUCUGAUUGUCGUCUCGGCAGACCACUCCCACGUCUUCGGCAUUGCUGGCUACCCAUCCAGGGAAAAUGAUAUUUUUGGUCUGGUAGAUAUUGUCCCAGAAGACGAGAAACCCUUUGACAAAAUGCCCUACACCACGCUCUUCUACGGCAAUGGGCCUGGACUAGCACGCACCAACCUCACUGAGGUGGACACGGCUGACAUUAACUUUCAACAACCAAGCAUGAUACAGAUGACGGAUGACACUCACGGAGCUGAGGACGUCGCCAUAUAUGCACGUGGUCCGAUGUCGCACCUGUUUAACGGAGUGCACGAGGAGAAUUACAUUGCCCACGUGAUUGGCUACGCUUCGUGCGUUGGGGCCAACAAGGACCAUUGCUCUCAUACCACGUCUUCAAGCAAUAGGCUUGUGUUCAGUUAUCCUCUUGUGUUCUACCUAGCCUUAUUUCUUGUUAAGUAAUUGCCGCAUUGAUAUUGUUUUCUAUCUUGUUGUGAAGAAUAACCCAUGAAUCUAACGAAAAUAAUAGCUUAUAGCAAUAACCAACCAAGUAUAUCGAUUGUUUAAACAACUAAACUAUCUUUAAGUUUCUUUCUUUUAAAAAUAGAUAUACAUGUAUAUGUUUUUUAACCAAUAUUUUUAUUGUUCCCAAACUUUGCUCAAAUAUGUUCAUAAAUAUAUAUGGUUGUGUGGAGUUGCGUCCCUUAGUCUUGGCAGAAUCCUAUGAUCAUGGAAUAGAAUUCCAAAUUAACCGUGAUAAUGUUUAAAGUCUGUCCAGUUGUAAGUGAAAUACGGUUGAAACCGGCGUUAAAUAAUAUAUUUCCUCAUUUUA
This is a messenger RNA of Haliotis rubra (blacklip abalone), 2044 nucleotides long. RefSeq names its product alkaline phosphatase-like. Gene Ontology annotation, molecular function: alkaline phosphatase activity. The record is from RefSeq and is a predicted model, not a curated record. The transcript is spliced from 10 exons. Gene Ontology annotation, biological process: dephosphorylation. The coding region runs from base 127 to 1674 and encodes 515 amino acids. Lineage: Eukaryota; Metazoa; Mollusca; Gastropoda; Lepetellida; Haliotidae.